CUCCUUCUUCUCCAAGUCAUUUUCUUGUAUCCACUUUUGAUAUGUGUUUUCAAGCAUGGAGAGCCAUAGCAAUGGCUUCAUUGGUCGUUCAGCUCUGCAUUUCUUUUGGGGUUGAAUCUUCUUCAUCUCAUUCUGAUAAGAUUAUCAGGCUUCCUGCACAACCACGUGUGGGCUUUCAACAAUUUUCAGGAUAUGUCACUGUGGAUGACAAGAAGCACAGGAUGCUUUUCUAUUACUUCGUUGAAGCAGAAACAGAUCCGGCUUCAAAACCUUUGGUUCUCUGGUUGAAUGGAGGGCCUGGCUGUUCUUCUCUGGGAGUGGGAGCUUUUUCUGAAAAUGGACCUUUCAGACCAAAUGGGAAGGUUUUGGUGAGAAAUGAGUAUAGCUGGAACAGAGAAGCAAAUAUGUUAUAUUUGGAGACACCAGUUGGGGUGGGGUUCUCUUAUGCCACUGAUAGCUCCUCCUAUGUGGCAAUGGAUGAUGAGGCAACAGCCAGGGACAAUGCUGCAUUCCUGCAACGCUGGUUCAAAAAGUUCCCUCAGUAUAGGCACAGGGAUUUGUUUAUAACAGGGGAGAGUUAUGCUGGCCACUAUAUUCCUCAACUUGCAAAGCUUAUGAUUGAAAUCAACAGAAAAGAAAAGUUAUUCCACUUGAAAGGCAUUGCUUUGGGUAAUCCUGUGCUUGAAUUUGCUACAGACCUCAAUUCAAGAGCUGAGUACUUAUGGUCUCAUGGGUUGAUAUCAGACUGGACAUACAAAAUGUUCACUACUUCUUGUAACUAUUCAAGAUAUGUAAGUGAAUACUACAGAGACUCAGUUUCAAGUAUUUGUUCGCGAGUUAUGAACCUAGUUAACACAGAAACCAGUAGGUUUGUGGACAAAUACGAUGUCACCCUUGACGUGUGUAUUCCGUCAAUUCUCUCACAAUCAAAGGUGUUAAGACCACAGCAAGUAUCUGAGAGGAUAGAUGUAUGCGUGGAUGAUGAAACCAUGAACUAUCUGAAUCGAAAGGAUGUGCGGAAGGCUCUCCAUGCCCGGCUUGUUGGAGUUGGCAAAUGGGAAGCUUGCAGCAACAUUCUGGAUUAUGAUCUGCUAAACCUAGAGAUACCCACAAUCUCAAUUGUUGGAUCACUUAUCAAGGCUGGAAUUCCAGUUUUGGUUUACAGUGGAGAUCAAGAUUCUGUUAUUCCAUUGAUUGGUAGCCGCACCCUUGUUCAUAGACUGGCAAAGGACUUGGGACUGAACACGACUGUACCUUAUAGAGCUUGGUUUGCAGGAAAACAGGUUGGUGGAUGGACUCAAGUUUAUGGCAAUAUGCUCUCAUUUGCCACAAUCAGAGGCGCUUCUCAUGAGGUUCCAUACUCGCAGCCUGAGAGAUCACUCGUGUUAUUCAAGUCAUUUCUGGAAGGCCAACAUCUACCUGAAGCUUUCUGAUGCUACUGAGUGGAGGCCCAAAGUCAUAUGAUGGUGAGAUAUUGUAUUUAGCAAGUUAUAUAUACGUUGUUAUUAUAGUCAAUAAAGCAUUUUUUUGUCUUUGCAAAAAAGGAAAAAAAAAAAAAAAAGAAUCAUGUAUGAGUGUGAUUAUGAGGCUUUCUCAAUGUAAUGGAUCUUUGGAUCGGAGAAAUUUUGUGGGAAAUAUGAAAAUGAAUGCUCUCUUUUUACCAA
Molecule: messenger RNA, 1664 nt
Organism: Manihot esculenta (cassava)
Lineage: Eukaryota; Viridiplantae; Streptophyta; Magnoliopsida; Malpighiales; Euphorbiaceae
Product: serine carboxypeptidase-like 45
Exons: 10
Coding region: 42-1433 (463 amino acids)
Biological process (GO): proteolysis
Cellular component (GO): vacuole
Molecular function (GO): serine-type carboxypeptidase activity
Source: RefSeq, a predicted model, not a curated record